Molecule: messenger RNA, 1909 nt
Organism: Aphidius gifuensis
Lineage: Eukaryota; Metazoa; Arthropoda; Insecta; Hymenoptera; Braconidae
Gene: Hs6st
Product: heparan-sulfate 6-O-sulfotransferase 1-B
Exons: 4
Coding region: 515-1762 (415 amino acids)
Cellular component (GO): membrane
Molecular function (GO): heparan sulfate 6-sulfotransferase activity
Source: RefSeq, a predicted model, not a curated record
AUCAGUAAAAAAACCCACAAUUUCAGUCAAUACGUAUGGUGUAUAACAGACUUGUACACAAGUCACAAUAUCUAUCUGUCAUUAAAAACCAUUAAAUAAGAGAGCUAUGCAUAUCAUUUAUAAUUUUUAAUCUGCGUAUGUUAAUUAAUAAAAAAAAAAGCGCACACCUUUACAAAAUGGCUAAUGGAAUAUCAGACCUUGUGUAUUUUAAUCUGACUAAAGUAUCAUAUGCAUAUCUUUUUACAAAAAUUUUAUUGUUGUAGUUGAACCAGUGAAACUGGCUGCUCUUUUGUUUUUUUUUUAACAAAUUUUUAUCUCAACACGAAAAAAGAACAAGUUUUAAUUUUAAAAUAAUAAAACCUUUGUAUUAAUUAACGUAUAGACAGAGUGAAUCAUGAGCUUGCAUUGGUGUAGAUUAUUUUUUACUUGAUAGAAAAAUAAUAAUAAUAAUAAUACAAAAUUGCAAAUCGAAAAUAAAAAAAUAUAUGCAAUUUCUAUAUGCAAGAAAAUAAACAUGGAAACCCGUGGCCGUAGCAACCGGUUACGCGGUGUUAUUGGAAUUUGUGUUGCACUUGCACUAGCUGGAAUAAUAUAUCUUGGUUAUUUUUGUCCAGAUCAUGUGUGUGCAUUAACAAAUCGUGAUAUUAAAGAUGGAUCAAGACUAUUUGAUGAUAUAAAACCUAGUUUAAGUCCUGAAACAACAUUUGUUUCUAAUGGUUUGAGUAAAAUGAAAUUACUCAGAACAAAUCCAUCUUCAAAUUCACCAAGUAUACGAGAUCAUUAUGAUGAUGUAUUAAAUGAUACAUUUUUAUUUGACAUUAAUGGUAAUGAUGUAAUGGUAUUUCUACAUAUUCAAAAAACAGGAGGAACACUAUUUGGUAAACAUCUAGUUCGUGAUCUGGUAUUACAACGUCCUUGUUCAUGUCAAAGACGAAAAAAACGUUGUUAUUGUUAUCGUCCAAAUCGUGAUGAAAAUUGGUUAUUUUCACGUUAUUCAACUGGCUGGAAGUGUGGGCUACAUGCUGAUUGGACAGAGUUAACAAGUUGUGUUGAUAAUGAAUUAAAUAAAAUUGAAAGAACGAUUAAAAGAAAAUAUUUUUACAUAACAAUAAUACGUGAUCCAGUUGCUCGUUAUUUAUCAGAAUUUCGUCAUGUACAACGUGGUGCUACUUGGCGAAGUUCUAGACAUUGGUGUGGUGGAUCAUUAGCAAAUAUACCACAAUGCUACAAUGGUCCAAAUUGGCAUGGUGUAACACUGGAACAGUUUCUGGAAUGUCCUACAAAUUUGGCAAGUAAUAGACAAACAAGAAUGCUUGCUGAUUUAUCACUCAUUGGAUGUUACAAUUCUACAUUAACAAAGACUGAAAAAGAUAGCUUAAUGCUUCAAAGUGCUAAAAAAAAUUUACAAGCUAUGCCAUUUUUUAUGCUUACUGAGCAUCAAAAAGUUGGUCAAUAUUCAUUUGAAGAAACAUUUGGAAUGAGAUUUGCUAUUGCAUUUGGACAACAUAAUGCAACAUUAAGUGCAAUAACAAUGUCAACAUUGACUGAAAAACAAUUAAAUGAAGUUAAAAAAUUAAAUAAUCUUGACUUAAAAUUAUAUGAAUUUGCCAAGGAACUUGCUAUGCAAAGAUUUCGUCGUCUUCGUGAUCGUGAUCCAUAUUUUAUUCAACGUUUUCAGCAUCUUGGUGAAUUACUUACAUCACGUAGUGCAACUGAAUUUAAUUGGGAUUCAGCUAUUGAAGAUACAACUGAUAAUGAAUAGAUCUAAAAAUCAAUAAUAUAAUCAAUAUUCAUUUUUUUUUUUUUAAACAUACAUAUUACAAGAAACCAUCACAAUGAAUGAUUGACUUGACAAAUAAUUAUAUUAUUUGUAUUUUAGUUAUUUUUACAAUACCAAAGACAAUUUUAA